UCCAGAAAAAUCAGGAGCAUUGAAAGCUCCAUACCGUUGAAAAAGAGCCAUUACUACGCGCCUCCAUUGCUGUUUGAUGCCUCUUCAGAUCUCUCUUUCUGCUUCAAAAAUCUGCAGUCCAACAAAGCCAUGCAAAUUCCUGUUUGGGUCCUUUUCAGAAUCCCAUCUUUGCUCCUCUCCCGCCGGAAAAUCACCUGAUUCCGGCCGUUCUCCGGCGAAACCGGUCGGACAAUUCUUGGGUCAUCUCCUUUUCCUUUUCGGCCUGUUCUCAAAUGGGUAAUCAUCUGAUCUGCAUGCCGAAGAAGGACGGUCGCGAUGUCGGAUCACGGAGCAAGCGGGGCGGGCGGUCGCAGCGGAAGAUGGCGGCGGAAGAGGAGCUCUUGCACCGGCAGGCGCUGGCGAUGGCGAUUCACCAGCACCAGCUGUCGCAACGGUUUGACGGGUCAAUGUCGCGGCGGAUUGGGUCAACAAGCUCUCGGAGGCAGGCGCUCUCCGAUUCGUUCUUGAACGGGAAGCAGACUGCGGAAUCUAUUGAGAACAUUGAAACGAAGAAAUUCGUUCUUAUUCAUGGACAAGGGUUCGGAGCAUGGUGUUGGUACAAGUCAAUUUCUCUGUUGGAGGAAGCAGGACUGCUUCCAACUGCUUUAGAUCUCACAGGAUCUGGGAUCGACCAGACAGAUACCAACAGUAUUUCAACAUUGGCAGAGUAUGCAAAACCCCUGAUUGACUAUCUACACAACCUUUCUGAGAAUGAAAAGGUAAUUUUGGUUGGUCACAGUUGCGGAGGGGCAAGCAUAUCUUAUGCUCUGGAAUGUUGCCCUAAGAAGAUUUCUAAAGCAGUCUUCGUAAGUGCUACAAUGGUAUCAGAUGGGCAAAGGCCCUUUGAUGUCUUUGCAGAGGAGCUUGCAUCUGCCGAAAUGUUUAUGCAGGAGUCACAAUUUCUAAUGUAUGGUAAUGGUAAAGACAAGCCUCCUACCGGUCUCAUGCUUGACAAACAGCAGAUCAAGGGCCUGUAUUUCAACCAGACUCCUCCGAAGGAUAUUGCGCUGGCCACAGUUUCCAUGAGACCGUUCCCUCUGGGACCCAUCAUGGAGAAGCUGUCACUGUCACCAGAAAAUUACGGCACUGCAAGGCGCUUCUUUAUCCAGACGCUUGAUGACCAUGCGCUCUCUCCGGAUGUCCAAGAAAAGCUUGUCAGGGAGAACCCACCCCAGGGAGUGUACAAAAUCAAAGGAAGUGAUCACUGCCCCUUCUUCUCGAAACCACAGUCGCUACACAAGAUUUUGCUUGAAAUUGCCCAGCUGCCAUAGUGGUGAUCAUCGGAAAACGCCAUUUGGGGUCUCUUCAAAUGCAAGGCUGGAGUCUGUAUAGACAUGGGGGUGGCAAAGGCCUGCAUUUGCUACUGUGAGUUAUUAUUCUAGGUAGGGUGAUUGAGAGGCAUUCACCAUUUAUUUUAUGCAUUGAAGGAAUAACAUACAUGGAAAUAUGAGGGGUGGGGAAAAAAAAGAUUUUGAAUUUUAGUGUUUUCAUUUUAUCUAAUGCAGUAUCUCAAAAUUCAGGGGUAUUUUGGUCAUCGACUGUGUUAGCAUCAUCCUAGCAUUUCUUCUCCUCUUAUGAACAAUGUACGUUGCCAGGCAGUUUCAUUAAAAUGUCUGGACAAAUGCCUGAAUAUAGAGUACAUUCAGAGUUUAUUAUUAUUAUUUUUUAAUUAUUUCCUUUAUUUUA
This is a messenger RNA of Magnolia sinica, 1725 nucleotides long. RefSeq names its product putative methylesterase 14, chloroplastic. The record is from RefSeq and is a predicted model, not a curated record. The coding region runs from base 273 to 1310 and encodes 345 amino acids. The transcript is spliced from 5 exons. Gene Ontology annotation, biological process: jasmonic acid metabolic process; salicylic acid metabolic process. NCBI's taxonomy places the organism in Eukaryota, Viridiplantae, Streptophyta, Magnoliopsida, Magnoliales, Magnoliaceae. Gene Ontology annotation, molecular function: methyl jasmonate esterase activity; methyl salicylate esterase activity; methyl indole-3-acetate esterase activity.